This is a messenger RNA of Fonsecaea multimorphosa CBS 102226, 5322 nucleotides long. RefSeq lists its product as uncharacterized. The transcript is spliced from 3 exons. Lineage: Eukaryota; Fungi; Ascomycota; Eurotiomycetes; Chaetothyriales; Herpotrichiellaceae. Gene Ontology annotation, molecular function: microtubule motor activity; ATP binding; microtubule binding. The record is from RefSeq and is a predicted model, not a curated record. Bases 1 to 5322 code for a protein of 1773 amino acids. Gene Ontology annotation, biological process: mitotic spindle organization; microtubule-based movement.
AUGGUCUCCUCUCCUCCGGCCUCCCCUGAUGGCGCGCGCCAGAUGCGACCUCAAAGCAUGUACUCAGCGUCGUCGCCGGAUCCUCUCCAGAAAAAUCGACCGCAAAGCAUGGCCGGCCGCCCUCCCAGAAGCAACAGCCGUAUGAGCCAGAGCAGCAAUCACAUUGGAAGCAGAGCCUCGGAUGAAGACGCCAAAACUUCGGUCAAAGUUGUGGUCCGUGUUCGCCCUCCUCUGGGUCCCUCAGAUCCCGGUUUCGAUCUUAUUCCACAAAGGUUCCAGCGGUCGAUGGUCCAAGUAAAUACAAAUACCAGCCUUGCCGUUGAGUCACCCCAAGGACGGAAAAUUUUCAUUUUCGACCGUGUCUUUGGUGAAGAUACCACUCAGAAUGCCGUGUGGGAAUACUUGCAAGACAGCGUUGAUUCGUUCUUGCAAGGCUAUAACGUGUCUUUACUCGCCUACGGCCAGUCGGGUGCCGGCAAAAGUUAUACCAUGGGCACAUCAGGUCCCGCAGAACAAUUUGAUAACUCUUUGAAAGGUGUUAUUCCCCGAGCGGCGCAACACUUGUUCGAAAGCCUUAACGGCGGUCCUGCCCACAGUAGACACAACUCCGGCCUCAAAACUCCAACCAGAUAUUCAGUCACAAGCUUAAAUCAGGUUAUGCAAACAUCCAAAGCAUUCAUUGACAGGGGAUGGGACAUGUCGGUGACGUACGUUGAGAUUUACAACGAACAGCCAAGAGAUUUGCUACUCCCAGAAGACGCGCCAUUCACCGAGAGAGCCAACGUCCAGAUUCGUGAAGAUCCUCGAGGUCGGAUAUUUGUAGAAGGCCUCAACUCAGUACGCGUGUCCUCUAUCGAGGAACUCAUGCGGGUUUUGAAUCAUGGGUCCGCUAUUCGACAGACCGAUGCAACGGCCAUCAACGCACGAUCGUCUCGUUCUCACGCUGUCUUCACGAUCAAUCUGCGACAAACAAAAGCACAAGGUUUCCCUUCAGCAAAAGACAAACGAAUAUCAGUGCCAGUUGAGCAAUUGUCUGGAGGCGAUGCUCCUAUGACAGUUGAGAGCAAGCUCCAUUUUGUGGAUUUGGCAGGUAGUGAGCGGCUUAAGAACACUGGCGCUACCGGCGACCGUGCGAGGGAAGGGAUUUCGAUCAAUGCCGGACUGGCAAGUCUAGGCAAAGUGAUCUCUCAGCUGUCAUCGAGAACACCAGGGACGUACGUGUCGUACAGAGAUUCCAAAUUAACACGGAUGCUUCAAGACUCGCUAGGCGGAAAUGCAAUUACAUAUAUGAUUGCUUGCGUUACGCCCGCGGAAUUUCACCUCAGUGAAACACUCAACACAGUGCAGUAUGCACAGCGGGCUCGAAACAUCCAAAGCAAACCAAAGAUCCAGCAAGUUGAUGAUGGAGCCGACAAGCAAGCCGUAAUUGAACGAUUGCGCACCGAAAUUGCCUUUCUAAGGCAGCAGAUCCGCAGCGCUGAAUCCAACGACCGCCGACCGGGUAUGAUGUCUGAGCGAGGAGAUCGUCCCAGCGAUCGGGAAAAUGAACUACAGAAUCAGCUGUUGGAUGUUCAGGAGAGCUACAAUGCACUCAGUCAGAGGCACGCCAAAUUGGUCUCGGAGCUGACCAAAGGCACCGAGCCUAUUGACCAAGUCAACAUCGUCGGAGAAAGUGCGGUGGAUCGCCUGAAACGUUCGCAGGCGAAUCAAGCAAUGAUUGAACAGGUGGUCAUGGAAUACGAAAAGACAAUCCAGCUCCUCGAAAACAAUCUUUCAAACACGCGGUCGUCCCUCGCCACCACCGAAAGCAAUCUCCUCGAGAAAGAGACCAAAUGUGCUUUUGUUGAGACAGUCAACCAGCAAUUAAAUGCAAGAGUCCAGAAACUGAUGGACCGAGAGUCGAAUACCGAACAAUAUCUCCAUGACCUUGAGGCGAGGCUCGAUGACCAAAGUUCUGGCGGGGAAAAGAACGAUGCCAUCAUCACCGAUCUGCGCAAGGAGAUUUCGCGGAUAAGAGAAAGUGAAACAAAUGCUGAAGACUAUAUCUGCACUUUGGAAGAGCGCCUUGCCGAGGCGGAUCAAGACAUGGAGAUUAUGCAACGCGAGAUCGAGAGACUCCAACAUCUUGUUGAGCGCCAACGCAGUCUCGGCAAAUUGGACAAUCUGCUCUAUGAGCUCGAUCACAUUCAAGACAAAGACGGCAAGGCCAAUGCUGUAAAUCCACCUAAUACAAAUGGAGUCAUCGAGGCGCAUGAGAAGGAUCUCCAGACGGCUGAGGCGACCGAGUUACCAGCACAGGAGGACGGGGAACUUGAUGAGCAGGUCGAGGAUCUGCCGGAAGAAACGUCUGCGGAAAGUGACCAAGCUGGCCUUGAGAAACUCGAGACCGCCGUAGCUCAACAGGAAGGUCUCAAAGCUGAGCAUGACAAGGAACCUCUUCCAAGUCCCGCGCAGUCGAAGUUCAUUACCGAGAAGUUUGAGGCAGUCAGUCAAGAAUUGUUCGACCUCCGACUGGAGCACGAAUCAACCGUCAAUGAGUUGGAUUUACUUUCGGCCAAAUACCAAGAAGCACUUCGAACUCUGGCGGAGAUGCAUGAGUCAAUUGAGCAGGAACGCCAAAGUACGAUAUCUCCGCAGGAAGAUGGUGCCAAUGAAAGUACUCAAGAUCAGUCUUGUUUGGAGGUGGACGAGGAGGCGGACGAGCCACAAGAAGACGAGGAUGGCCAACAUCUGCCAUCCUCGCGAUCGCUCUCCUCGGAAUUGUCCAUGGCUGGGGAAUCAUCGACUUCAACAGAUACCGACAUCACGCCGGUCUCCAAGACCACCCAGUCCGUCGAGGUCCAAUCGCAAGAGAUUGAAAGAUUGCAAAAUCUCCUCGCGCAACACGAACGGAGCAUGAAAGAUGUUACUGAGCAAUAUACCCAGCUCCAGACUGAUCACAAGGAAGCUUUGACCACUGUAGAACGGCUGAAAUCGCAGAUCAAGCAGACCAGGCCUGCAUCUCCUGGUACUCCGGGUAUGCUGAGACGUAUGACCUCACAAACCGGCAACGGGGUUGAUCGAGGUCAGCGAUCUGUCACCUCUCUGCGGACGCUCCUAGCCGAAGAAUUCGAGUCGAAACCUGAUCGAAUGGAAACCGCGGAGGUGCAUCUCUCAGCUGCAAACACCGAACUCCAAACGCGCUUGGAACGGAUCCAAGCUCUAGAAGCGGAGGUCAAAACUGCAAAGAAAGAAAUGGAGAUAAAGUCGACGAUAAUUUCUGGCCUGACAAGGGAGAGGACCAGCAUCAAGGCGGGAUCUCCUGUCGACCUCAACAUGGUAUCUCAGUUAAGAGACCAGAUCAUUCAAAAAGAGACUGAGCUGAAAUCCCUGCACGAAGGGUAUGCUCGCCGUGAACAAGAUCUGCAAGAAGAGAUACAGAGAUUGCACGAUGAAAAGGCCAGCCUGCAGUCAGCCCCAUCGACGACCGGAAACGAGGAGAAGAUCAAUGCUUUGAAUCAGCAAAUAGAGGAAUUGACGUCGAAGCUCGAGGCGGCGCAACAAGCGGUCGAGGAGUCCGAAAAGAACUAUAUUCGUACGAAAUCUGAACUUGAGGUGGCUUUGGCAAGCAUCGCCACUUUGAAAGCUCAGCAAGCCGCUGGAGAUGGGGACGAUGGGUCUACCCGAGCUGCUGCCGCCAACGCAAUGCAGACUGAGCGUGACAAUUACGAAGAGCUUAUCAGCAGCCUGAAACAGCAGCUGGAAGAACAACACAUACUCAACGCUGACUUCUCAUCGAAGAAUGCGGAACUUCGUCAGCUCCAUGCCGCUCUCAGCAAGGAUUACGACUCCCAUGCUGAGAUGGUGAAGUCUCAACAGCAAGAAAUAGCUACGUUGAAGGCGGAGAUUGAGCAGCUCGAACAAAAGGUCAAGCUGGCAGAGGCGCAAGUUGAAAUGACCAAGCAGAAUCUGAAGAGCCUUCGCGAAGCUCAUAGUAAUGAGGUGGAAGAGAUGAAGCUGGCUCAUGCUGGUGCGCUGGCCGGAUACGAUGAUCAAAUGUCUGAAGUAACGACAAAGCACGCGAAGCUCGAGGCGACCUACAAGGCAGAUCUUGAGCAUGCCUUAUCAACUGUGCAGAAAAUCGUCUCUAAUGCUCAAACAGCACUUGGCCACCCAACCACCGCAGAUAUGCUCGCGAGUCAUAUCCAAGAUCUCGUGGAGGAGAAACGCCAUGUUGCGGAGGCCAACGUCCGAUUGAAUAGUACCAACGCCGAACUUGAGCGGCAGCUCGACGGCAGACAGAGCCUGCUUGAAUUGGAAGAAGAGCUCGCCAACGCCAAUCUCAAGAUCGGUAAUUACCAGGAUACCAUCCGGAGCCUUGCGAACGAGGUCGGCAAUCACGAAGAAACGAUCCGCGAAAAGGAUAAACUGCUCAAAAAGGCAGAAGCAAAUCUCCAAGCAGUCGAGUCAGAAAAGGCGAAGAAGUUGGUGAUUAUCGAAGAACUUGAACAGCAGUUGCAGAAUAGCUUUGACCAACACCACAACCGACUCUCCGUCAUCCAAGCCCAAGGUAAUCAGGCUUUGAUUGAAGCUCAGCAACGCAUUGCUAGUUUGGAGAAGGAUCUGAAUCAACGUACAUCAAUCAAUGAAGCAGGAUCCGACAGCGGUUCUCGCACCAACACGAUGAAGUCACAACAUCGUCCUCAGUCGCCGCAAGGUGAUGGAGUCCCGCGGUCCAACUCAAUGACUUCGAAUCUGAGGAAAUCUGCAUCAAUUGCAUCCUUGCCUUCACCUCCUCCUGCCAUCCCACUCCCUCCUCUGCCUGCCAUCCCUGGGGGUCUUCAAGUCACAUCACCUACGCCAGCUUCCAGCAAUCCUUCACCGCCUCAAUCCCGCCAUGCUUCCAAGGAAGUCGCGCUUCCUGUGACACCCGUGUCCGGCACUGUGGUCUCCACAAAUUCCCGGGACCGACGCCAGUCUGCGUUGAUUGAGGAACAAGAGAACCGGUUGCGCACCAUUGAGAAGCAUCUCCACGCCGAGAAACAACUCACGGCAACAUUGGAAGAAGCGCUGGUGGACCUUGAAACGCAAUCCAACAAAUUAAGGGUUGAUGCGGAGUCCUGGAAGAAGAAGGCGUGGGCGAUGGAAGAAGAACUUGUGGGCCUCAAGAAGGAAAGAAAAUCUGAGAGACUCAGUGUGCAGGCGGUGGAGGAAGAGGUCAAGAAGAGGAGAGAGGCCGAGGCGGCGAGGGCGCAGCUCGAGGAGAGAAUGAGGCUGUUGACUGUGGGCAAGGACGGAAAGACGAAGAAACGAAAAGGAGGAGCUUCGCUGAAUUGUUUCUGA